UUGAGACGCUCUUAACGCGGACGCUCCCCAAGAUUUCAUUACAUUCAGCUGUCCUCGCUGCACCAGCUUCAACCUGACUGUGCUCAAAUCAGUUCACCUGCGAGAAGAGAGAAGACGUUCAGAUCUCUUUAUACCACAGAAGAGCGAUGGAUUCUUGGAGAAUCGCUGCUUUGCUCCUCGCUUGCUGCCUCACGACGGCAACCUCUAAUCAGUUCGAUACGGAGUGUUAUACUGCAAAUGGAGAGGACUACAGAGGCCGACAGAACCAGCCCAGUCUUCAAGGGGGAAGGCCAUGUCUUUUCUGGAAUGAGACUUUCCAACAUCCCUACAAUACCAUCAAAUACCCCAAUGGAGAAGGAGGCCUUGGACCACAUAACUUUUGCAGGAACCCAGAUGGAGAUGUUCGACCAUGGUGUUACAUUGCAGAUCUUGAGGAUGGAAUCUACUGGAAGUACUGUGACAUUCCGACCUGUCAAAUGCCUGGUAAUCUGGGCUGUUUUAAAGACAGCGGCGAUCCGACCCCUCUAUCCGGAGGCUACCAGACCUCCAAUAAACUCACCAUUCAAAACUGCAUCAGCUUCUGCCGUAACCAAAGAUACAAGCUUGCCGGCAUGGAGUCAGGCUACGCUUGUUUCUGUGGUAAUGACCUUAAUUACCAUCAUCAUGGUGAUGCUCCGAGCACAGAGUGUAACCAUGUGUGUUUUGGAGAUCACACCCAGCCCUGUGGAGGGGACGGACGUGUCAUUGUCUUUGACACAAAAGUGGGAGCUUGUGGAGGAAACUACACCUCGCCCUCUGCAGUGAUCUACUCUCCUGACUUCCCAGACAAAUAUAAACCUGGCAGAGUCUGCUACUGGACCAUUCAGGUUCCAGGGGCUUCCGUCAUUCUGUUCAACUUUACUUUUUACAAUAUUGUGGAUCAGACUGAUAUGGUGGAACUUCUGGAUGGCUACUCUAAUCAGGUGGUGGCACGAUUUGAUGGGCGCAAUCCACCACGGGACAUUGUGAACGUCACUGUAGACUUCGUCAUUCUGUAUUUUUAUUCGGACAGGACGAACGAGGCGCAGGGAUUUUCUCUUCUUUAUCAUGCUGUUGAAGAGGAUGAUGAUGGUGAUGAAGAGGACACCAGUACAGUGAGGCCUCAUACUGGAAGCACGACUGCUAAAUCAAACACCAGUCAGAGCGGGAAAUCCUCCCUGCUGUACUACGUGAUCACAUCAAGCCCUGCAAACAUGCCAGGUCAGUGGCAUGGACCGGGCCGGACAGCGGGCCACAGCACCAUGUGGACUAUCUAUGCGCUAGCUGCCCUGCUAAUGCUAACAGUAAUAGCCAUGGUAGCUAAGCUGCUACUGCACCUUACUGUUAAGUCCUCAUCCAUUCCAUCGAUCAGCAGUUCAGAAUCAUGUGCGCAGAGCACCGCAUCUGAACCUUGGAUCAUCUUAUACAGACCUUCCACCAUCUCACUGUUUAAGAAGAAACUCAAGAACCACCAUGGGGACCUCAGCCCUCUCGUGGGAAACUAACUUCAAUUCUUCUGACCUCUACGGCUACUUUAGCCCCCUGUAAGGAAUGCACACACUGUACGUAACGCUACUGGGCUAUGGAAAAGGAGUAGAACAAUCCUUGAUCGACUUCAAAUGACCAGAGCAAAGCCCAGCCAACAGGGUUGAUCGGUUGUUGCUAAAGAACUUGGCCAGAAAGGUACAGAGAGACCUCGGUGCCACUGGCCAAUACGCAUUUACUUUGAAUUUGCAUCUCAACCAAUCACGAAUGAUGUGACAAGUACACAAAUAAACCAAGUGAUAUGAUUAGCAAAGGAGAUGUCUGGUUUGUCUUGACAUUGUAGAGCAACAGACCAAAACGAACUCAUAAUCGAUGCCAAAAAAUGGCCCAACCGUUUCUCCAGGUGCUUUUGCAGAAGCGAUCAACCCCUGAUAAAUGUCUUUAGAAAGGGUGAGACUCCCCGUGGACCACACUGAAAGACAAAACCACUUGUAUAACCAAUAUAAUGCCACUUAUAUGCCCAACUAGCCCCUCUGGAAGAGAGAUACGAUUCAGUUUCUGUCACUCUAAUGUAGAUCACCUCUUUUUGAGGAGCACAGAAGGUCUUUCUCCUAAGAUUAAAGAGCUGUUUGAACCAGUGGAGGAUUGAUGACACAAUCACGUAGAGGAGAAAGUGAUUCAGACCUUUGAGGACUCAAAGUGAACAACAAAGAAGUCUCGAGAGAGUUGAGAGUAGACGAAUGGACUGCGAAGUACCAAAGCCUGCAAUUGCUACAAGUUGGGCAAUGUUCAAGAUGAUAAGUAAUCCCUUUGGACCUCUCAUGCCAUCUUUUUUGGUCUGUGCUGGGUUUUGAUCUUUCUGUAAUGCCUUUAAGUGCCUUCAGGACUGAAAAAAACUCUUCUAAAUGGUCACAAUGUCACAAUGAUAUAAACAAGCAUUGAUCCUUCGGACCAUUGAAUUGCAAAUGAGAAUAAGCACUAAGAACUUUUUUUUCAGAGGAUUGUGGGUGUCGUUGGGGCAUAUUGUUCUUGUCAGGUUUUCGACUUGAGCAAGAGAAGCAUUGUGAUGAACAUUGUGUAAUUCUGUGUGGGAAUGAUCAAACGUUAUUCCCUUUUCAUUUCACUCCCCAACGAAGGCAGUGGUGAAAUUCUUCCAAAACAAUUUGUUCUUUCUCCCCCUUCACCAUAACUUUUGCUUUCAGAUUCUGAAGCACUUUUCUAGUAAGCCAAAAACCACAAGGAUCACUGCACUGCUUGCUACGAGGACUGAGGACGCUCCUUCAAAGGAACGCACAACCGGUUAAGGGUCAUGACAUUUAGACUGCAGUGUACAGCACUUGAACAGCCAUUAGUUACAGAUCAAGAUAUGAGUUGACACGAGGGGUGUCUUACAGUUUUGUGUUCAGUGCUCGAUGUUACACUUGAUGUGUCCUAACCAGACGUGACAUGACAACAAGCUUUUGUUUAAGGCAUAGUUUACCCAAAAAUGAAACAAUUCUGUAAUCAUUUACUCAACCUUGUGUCAUUCCAAUCCCGUAUGACUUUUGUUGUUCUGUGGAACACAAAAUGAGAUGUUAGGCGGAAUCCCAGCCUCAGUCACCAUUCACUUUCAUUGCAUCUUUUUCUCAUACAAUGAAAGUGAAUGGUGACUGAGACUGAACAUUUAGCCUAACAGCUCCUUUCGAGUUUCAAUACAAGUUAAGCUCAAUUGACAGAAAUUGUGGCAUAAUAUUGAUUAACACACACACACACACACACAUUUUUUUUUUUUCGAUUCGUACCUUAUUUAUUUUAAAUAAAAGCAAAAAUUGGGGUUACAGUAAGGCACUUACAAUGGAACUGAAUGGGGCCAGUGCAUAAAUGUUCAAAUAUACAAUGUUUUAAAAGUAUAGCCACAAGACAUAAACAUUAUACAUGUUAACAUGAUUUUAGUGUGAUAAAAUCACUGACUAUCCUUUUGUGAAAAGUUAUCCAAUAUUACAACUUUGUUGCCAUGACGACAUAAUGCCGGUAAUCCCUGUAAGUUUUAUCACACUAAAUUAAUUUUAACAUGUAUAAUGUUUAUGUCUUGUGGCGAUAUUUUUGAAACAAUGUGAUUUUAAUGUUUAUGGACUGCCCCUUUCACUUCUAUUGCAAGUGCCUUACAGUAGCCGCAAUUUUAGCUUGUAUUUAAAUAAACCAGGGACGAGUCAAAAUUAUUCCCGGUGGUUAUCAGCAAUACAAUACAAUAACUUGUAUUGAACCCAGAUCAUUCCUUUAGUGUGUAGUUAUGUGACGCAACAUUUUGAACCAAUGAGAUUUUACUGUGGGUCGGACUUCCAAAACAGCACCACAGAUUUAGAAGCCAAAUGAUCAGCACAUUGUCCUGUCACUCACUGCGAUUUUAAUCAUCUGAUGUUUUAUCGCAUCAAGCCUGAUUUGGGCACAGUGUUACUGUAUGUUUUAGCAAUACUGUGAAGGCCCCUCAUCUCAACGUCCUUUUGAGUGAAUACAUUCAGUAUAUAACCAAACACCCUGAAAAUGGGUGGUCAGCAGUACAUUAUUUGUGGGUGUCACAAUUGCAGCACUUACCAACAAAACAAAUUAACAAAAUCACCAUAUUAUGCACUUUUAUUUAUUCUAACAGAAGUACUUAUCUUGUGUCUUGUCUUAUACAUCUGUUCAUUAAUAACUCAAGUCUGGGGGGUAUUCGAGCACGGGUCAAGUCUCAAGCCUUGAGCCCUCCUCCAGGGACAGCGAGCCAAACACGUUUACACUAUCCUCAUGGCAGGAUUACAUUAACUUACGCACUACUGAAAUACUGUAUAACAAAAGACCUGUAAUUGAGCAAGCUGCCCACCCAAUGUUUCAAGGUUCUUCCUCAAUUCAAGUGUAUUUGGCUGACCUGAUGCUGUAUUUUUGCCAUGUUUUCAUCUGCACAAUGUCCUAAUUAUUGCAUACUUCAUACCCUUAGCUCUGAAGUGCCCGGGGCUACCCAUGCAUACUAUAGUAUCACUAGUCACAGACAGAAAGAGAUAAAGAGACCAUGGCUGUCAAAUCACAUAGAGACAAACUCAAAGUGACAGGUUAAAUCUAACAAGGUCUUAUUUGUCUGGAAAGACUGGUGAGUAAUGUAGAAUCCAGAUUUCCACUUAUAAAGCAAAGCCUAAAUAGCACUUUUAGCAAUGGAAAAAGUGUCAUAUCCUUUUGUGGUUUAUCACAAUGUCAGUGCGCUUUCCUUCUGAGUAACCAAGAUGGGAAUCCCUAUAAUUUUGGGAAAGGGUGCUUCCAGGGAUAAUAAAAAAAGAUGUUGUUUUCAUGGAAUUGUAAAUAAAAUAGUGAGAAUUUUAAUUUAUACCAUAAAUUAUUGUUUUGGAUGUAAAUGGAACAUAAUCUAUCUUUUGUAUAAAUACCUUUGUAGUUUUUAUUUAAUGUGUUCUGAGUGCAAAAAGAAUAAAUA
Myxocyprinus asiaticus (Chinese sucker) is the source of this 4942-nucleotide messenger RNA. RefSeq names its product kremen protein 1-like. The coding region runs from base 147 to 1523 and encodes 458 amino acids. NCBI's taxonomy places the organism in Eukaryota, Metazoa, Chordata, Actinopteri, Cypriniformes, Catostomidae. Gene Ontology annotation, biological process: multicellular organism development. Gene Ontology annotation, cellular component: plasma membrane. The transcript is spliced from 10 exons. The record is from RefSeq and is a predicted model, not a curated record.